AUGGGACAGAGCGGUGGCUGCACCUUCCGGGUCCUCUAUAAACACGGGCAUAUCAGCAUGAUUCUCAGCUACAGGGCCACAGCGAGAGCGCCGGAGGGGCUAGAGGGGACGCCUUCACAAGUGGAGGGAGGCGACUACGGGUGCAUUGGGGACACAAGGCAAGAAGGAGGCUGCCCAGUGCUGAUGCCCGUGGCUCCUGCGGCCACACACGUCAGCCCUCCCUUGCCAGGCUCUCAGCCAGACAGGACGGUCUCUCCGUGCCCAGCAUUCUUGACCCCUGCCAGGGAUAAACAGGCCCUGCCCACCAGACUGGGCUGGCAGAGUAUGCGGCAGUGCCCUCCUGGAGUCCAGGGCCUGGGCUCAGCUCCAAAGCAUGUCAUGGCUGGGCACCCAGUCCUGGCAGGUCCCUUCCCGCAGUGGAUGCUGCAGGGUGCCACCCAGGCCCGCUUCAUGACCCAGACAUUCACCCACAGCUGCCGGGAGCACCAGCUCUCGCUGGCUCACAGCGGAGAACCCCCUGAGGAGUACCCUCUACGCUCCCUCCCCAGAGAAGGUGACAGACAGCUUUCCCGCAAACUGGGGCUGAAAAAGCAGCGGCUUCUGGGGGCAGAGCAGCAUCAGAGCCCACCAGAUGGAACCCCGACACCCUCCCCCAGGGAGCCCCGCCUCGGUCUGCCCAACACCCUGGGUCCCCAGCGCAGUAUCUAUUUCUCAAGCCCAAGAGACCCCCCUGCUCGACUGGGACUGGACUUCUUCGACCAGCCUGCAGUCCCCCUGGCCCGGGCGUUUCUGGGACAGGUCUUGGUCCGGCGACUCGACGAUGGCACAGAGCUCCGUGGCCGCAUUGUUGAGACUGAGGCAUAUUUGGGGCCCGAGGAUGAAGCUGCCCACUCGAGGGGUGGCCGGCAGACCCCCCGCAACCGCGGCAUGUUCAUGAGGCCGGGGACCCUGUAUGUGUACUUCAUCUAUGGCAUGUACUUCUGCAUGAAUGUCUCCAGCCAAGGGGAUGGAGCAUGUGUCUUGCUGCGAGCACUGGAGCCCCUGGGGGGCCUGGAGACCAUGCGGCAGCUUCGCAGUACCUCCCGGAAAGGCAGUACCGGCCGGGCCCUCAAAGACCGUGAGCUCUGCAGUGGCCCCUCCAAGCUCUGUCAGGCCCUGGCCAUCGACAAGAGCUUUGACCAACGAGACCUCACCACGGACAAGGCUGUGUGGCUAGAGCACAGCCCCCCGGGGCCCAGGGAGCCAGCGGUGGUGGCAGCAGCCCGAGUGGGCAUCGGCAACGCAGGAGAGUGGGCCCAGAAGCCCCUGCGCUUCUAUGUCCAGGGCAGCCCCUGGGUCAGUGUGGUGGACAGAGGAGCUGAGCAGGACACACAGGUCUAAGCAAGGGCCUGCUAAGGACAGGCUUUUUAAUUGUUUAAAAACCAAAUAAAUGCUUUAUUUCUA
Messenger RNA from Myotis brandtii (Brandt's bat), 1443 nucleotides. It is a transcript of the gene MPG, whose product is annotated as N-methylpurine DNA glycosylase. NCBI's taxonomy places the organism in Eukaryota, Metazoa, Chordata, Mammalia, Chiroptera, Vespertilionidae. The transcript is spliced from 4 exons. Bases 1 to 1380 code for a protein of 459 amino acids. The record is from RefSeq and is a predicted model, not a curated record. Gene Ontology annotation, molecular function: alkylbase DNA N-glycosylase activity; DNA binding. Gene Ontology annotation, biological process: base-excision repair.